UUGGCCCCGGCGGCGUCCCGUUGCCGCGUCGCGCUGCGGCACCGUCGGAGCGACGCCGCCGCGGGUCAGUCAGCGGCCGGAGAGGGAAGAUGGACGCAGCCACUCUGACCUACGACACUCUCCGAUUUGCCGAGUUUGAAGAUUUCCCUGAGACCUCGGAGCCAGUUUGGAUACUGGGCAGAAAAUACAGCGUUUUCACAGAAAAGGACGAGAUCUUGUCUGAUGUGGCCUCGAGACUUUGGUUUACGUACAGAAAAAAUUUCCCAGCCAUCGGGGGAACGGGCCCCACCUCGGACACGGGCUGGGGCUGCAUGCUGCGCUGUGGACAGAUGAUCUUUGCCCAGGCCCUGCUGUGCCGGCACCUGGGCCGAGACUGGAGGUGGGCGCGGCGCAGGAGGCAGCCCGACAGCUACUUCAGCGUCCUCCACGCCUUCAUCGACAGGAAGGACAGCCACUAUUCCAUCCACCAGAUAGCACAAAUGGGAGUCGGCGAGGGCAAGUCUAUCGGCCAGUGGUACGGCCCCAACACUGUUGCCCAGGUCCUCAAGAAACUUGCCGUGUUCGACACAUGGAGCUCCCUGGCCGUCCACAUAGCCAUGGACAAUACGGUGGUCAUGGCGGAAAUCAGAAGGCUGUGCAGGAGCAGUUCCGUGUGCGCAGGGGCUGCAGCGUGUCCUGCUGACCCCAGCCAGCACUGCAACGGGCUCCCCACUGGAGCCGAGGCCGCUGGCCGGCCGUCACUGUGGAGGCCCCUGGUGCUGCUCAUCCCUCUGCGCCUCGGGCUCACUGACAUCAACGAGGCCUACGUGGAGACGCUUAAGCACUGCUUCAGGAUGCCCCAGUCCCUGGGUGUGAUCGGAGGGAAGCCCAACAGUGCCCACUACUUCAUCGGCUACGUCGGCGAAGAGCUCAUCUACCUGGACCCGCACACGACGCAGCCCGCGGUGGAGCUUACAGGUGGCUGCAGCAUCCCCGAUGACAGCUUCCAUUGCCAGCACCCGCCCUGUCGCAUGAACAUCGCCGAGCUGGACCCAUCCAUCGCUGUGGGAUUUUUCUGUAAGACGGAGGAGGACUUUAACGACUGGUGCCAGCAAGUCAGAAAGCUGUCACUGGUCUCGGGUGCCCUGCCCAUGUUCGAGCUGGUGGAGCAGCAGCCCUCGCACCUGGCCUGCCCCGAUGUCCUGAACCUCUCCCUCGAUUCUUCUGAUGUCGAGCGACUGGAAAGGUUCUUUGACUCAGAAGAUGAAGACUUUGAAAUCUUGUCACUUUGAGGACCCAGGGUCGGGCACAGUCUCUGCUGGUCCUCAGACGCCUAGCAGCCACAUUUCAUCCAUCCCAGCCUACCUGCCUGCUGACGGCGUGAGCCGGGCCAUGGCCCAGGGGUGCCCACGCUGCGCGGCUGGUACUGUGUGGCUGGGGCCUCGGAGCUCAGAGUCAGGACUGCUCAGCCAGAACCCUCGAAGGCCAGCCCGACGCUUCCGGGUGGAGGCUGCACGAGGAGCCGUUGACAGCCUUCUGCAGCCCAGCAGGGGCAGAGCAGAUCUUCACGUUUCUGGAAGCUUUUCCUCCCGACACUGCCA
Molecule: messenger RNA, 1580 nt
Organism: Trichechus manatus latirostris (Florida manatee)
Lineage: Eukaryota; Metazoa; Chordata; Mammalia; Sirenia; Trichechidae
Gene: ATG4B
Product: autophagy related 4B cysteine peptidase
Exons: 13
Coding region: 90-1271 (393 amino acids)
Molecular function (GO): protein-phosphatidylethanolamide deconjugating activity
Source: RefSeq, a predicted model, not a curated record